CUUGCUCACCCGCCCGGUCUCCCCGCCUCCCCAGCCAGGCCUGGCCCCUCCAGCCUCUGCACAGGAAGUGGGCUGGCCCCAGGGUUUCAGUCUGCGCUGGCCCAGCCGUCGUCAGCUACCUGGGCCGGAGCCGGAGAUGGCGCCAGCCCCCACUGCCGAGAGCACUGGAGGGAGCGUGCCGCAGCCCCAUGUCUCAGCCAGGGCUCCUGUCCCCAGCUCUAUCCCAUGGAAGUGAUGGCGGCCCCUGCCCUGCCCUGGUGCCUGCCCCUCAUGUUCCUCCUGCUGCUGGCAACCCCCCCUGUAUCUACGGCAGAGAGAGACCCUGGCCAGCUCACCUGCUUCUACAACUCCAAAGCCAACAUCUCCUGUGAGUGGACCCAGGAGGGCAGCUUGCCCGGCACAUCCUGCCACAUCCAUGCCCGGCCUUACCUGCGGUCCUGGACUAAAACCUGCGAGCUGAUCCAGGUGAGGCAGGCGGCCUGGGUCUGUGACCUUGUCCUUGGAGCCCCAAAGUCGCAGAGCCUGACCUCAGCCGACACUGUGAAUAUGAGCGUGCUGUGCGGGGCCGGGGAGCCCAGGCGGGUGGUGAAGACUCAGGACUUCAAGCCCUUCAGCAACCUCCGCCUGGUGGCCCCCAGCUCCCUCCAGGUCACCCACGUGGACUCCCGGCGCUGCAACAUCAGCUGGGAGGUGUUCCCGGUCUCCCACUACAUCGAGCGCGACUUGGAGUUCGUGGUCCGGACGCGGCCAGCAGGCGACCGCUGGGAGGACGUUCCCCUGCUGAGCAUCAAGCAGAGGCAGCAGUGGGUUUGCCUGGAGACCCUCCGCCCCGACACCCAGUACGAGCUGCAGGUGCGGGUCAGGGCCCAGCGCGACAACAGCAAGGCGUGGAGCCCCUGGAGCGCGACCCUCGCUUUCAGGACAAAGCCCGAAGCCGGCAGUACCCGGCAGGAGGCCCCGCCCCUGUCUUGGUUGGUCCACGCCAUCCUGGGCGUCUGUGGCGCCUUGGGUUUAUUCUUCAUAGUCUACUCGCUGGUCCACUACCGCACCAUCAUGCUAUGGCUCAAGAAGGCGCUUAAGUACCACAUCCCGGACCCCUCGCAGUUCUUCCCCCAGCUGAGCUCCGAGCACGGAGGCGACUUCCAGAAAUGGCUCUCGUCGCCCUUCCCCUCCUCCGCCUUCAGCCCCGGGGGUCCGGUGCCUGAGAUCUCCCCCCUGGAAGUGCUGGACAGGGACGCCAAGGCCGCCCCGCUGCUCCUGCAGCACAAGGGCGCCCCGCCCCCACCGCCCACAGCCAGCUGCUUCACCAACCAGGGCUACUUCUUCCUCCACCUCCUGGACGCCCUGGAGAUCGAGGCCUGCCAGGUGUACUUCACCUACGACCCCUGCGAGCAGGAGCCCGAGGCGGCGGCACCCGGCGCCCCUGCACCCGCGGGCGCUCCCCUUCCGCUGCUGUGCCCUGUUUCCGGGGACGACGACGCCUACUGCACCCUGCCCCCGGGGGACGAGCUGCUGCCCUUCUGCCCCGCUCUGCCGGGUGGCCCAAGCCCCCCACACCCUGCCCUUGGGGGCAGCAGGGCCUGGGAAGAGAAGCGGCCACCCUCCCUGCGGGAGGGGCUCCUUGAAGACUGGGCUCCCCCCACCGUGGGUCCCCCCGGCCCCGGUGUCCCCCCACCAGUGAGUGUCCAGCCACCCCUGGAGCUGGCGCAGGGAGAGGCUGGGGAGGGAGUCCCUGCCCCCAGCCCUGAGCAGGGGGCCGCGUCCUCCUGGGUGAGCCCUCCCGGGCAGGACCAGACCAGGGCUCUCACCUCAUGUCCGGCCUUGAACACCGACGUCUACCUGACCCUCCAAGAUCUCCCGGAUCAGGACCCAGCUCACGUAGUGUAGACCGGGCUGCCGAGGACACACGCGUCCCUGUAGGCGGCCCCACCCAGUGCCGCCUGCUCGGCCUGCCCCUCCCUGGCCUCAUGCUGCUGCCCGGCCCUGCCUACCCCAAGCCAGGCGCUCCGGAGCCCCUCCCUGCUCCAUCAUGGGGUCCCACAACUUCUGUCUCCUCCGCAGCCCCCCAGCUGCGUGCCAGCCUCAGUCCUGGGUCGCCCAGGGGGCUUCCUGCCCCACGCUGACACCACGGGGCAGCCGGAGCGUGCUUUCCAAAGCAGACACGGCCACGCUCCUGCCCCCAUCCGAAGCCUGCCGUGGCUCCCCAUGGCCCUCCGCGGCACGUCCUGGCCCAGCCACACCACUUGGAGCUCCCUCACGCCACACACCUUGGCACCUGCCACCCUGCCGCGUCCAGGCGACACAUCCCUCAGCCUUUGGGGCCUGUGCUGCUGUCCCUCGGGGACCCUCUCCCUCCAGUGCACCAAGGCUUCCAGGCUGGGUGCCGGCAGGAGGAGCUCCUGGGGCCAUGGGGUGGUUGCAGGAAGAGGCCCCGCCCCGUCUCCCUUGGGCUUUCUCUGCAGCCUUCAUAGGGGGCCCAAGCCUGGACAACACCCCACAAAGCAGAUGCCCGCGGGGUCUUUCCACGGCGGCUUCGCGGACUCACAGCGAGGCCACUGGAGAGCGAACCCCAGGGUCCGAGCAGCCCAGGCAGCAGCGUCCCCCUAGGAGCAGGCCCAGAUGCUGCGGCCAAGGGGCCCCCCAGGCGGGUCCCUCCCCCAGCAUCCUCCAGGGCAGGAAGCAUCCAGAAAGGAAGUAUGGGGGGCAGGGCCUUCGCUGUCUUCUCACUGCCCUGGCAGUGCCCAGCGCCCCCUCGGAUCCUUGGAUGAAAUAACGGACUCUCCGGCCCCACCUCGCCUGGGCUCCCGGCCGGGGCUUCCUUCCCUGGGCGGCCCCUCUUGCGGGGGCGGAGGACACGCCCACUAGUUCCAGCACCCCUGCACCUGCAGUCUCCCCCUCCCACACAGCUGGCCCCCUCCUUCUCAGGGCUCGCAGUAGCCGUCCGACUUCUCUCGGCCCGGCCUAGACACGCACGGUCACACCAUGGCGGCUGUCCCAGCCUUCCGCCCCAGCAGGAGAGCGACCCAAUCCCACCUAACUGAGCGGCCGCCGCUCACCCUGCACUUACAGGCCCUGCUCACAGCUGAUUGGACCCCUGGCCACGAGCCCUCUUAUAGGUUCUUCCGCAGCCAAUGAGGUGGCUUGGAGCAGUAGCUCUGUCCAAUCAGGGAGGCUGGCCUGAUCUAGCCAAUCAGAUUCUUCCUCAGUCUUGCGUGUUGGGCCGCAGGGAGCCGGGCCCUGGAGCAGGUGCUUGGGACUGGGGCCCCGAGAGGGUAGGCGGGCGAUGAGCCUGGGGAGCCGGGGGCUUCGGGCUCCUGAUCCAGAAACUGCUACUUAGCCGAGGACGGUUACGGCGCUUCGGGUGAGGGCCCUGCUGCCUGUCCGUCCGGAAAAAACGCUGCUUUCUUGA
Messenger RNA from Oryctolagus cuniculus (rabbit), 3409 nucleotides. It is a transcript of the gene IL2RB, whose product is annotated as interleukin 2 receptor subunit beta. NCBI's taxonomy places the organism in Eukaryota, Metazoa, Chordata, Mammalia, Lagomorpha, Leporidae. The record is from RefSeq and is a predicted model, not a curated record. Gene Ontology annotation, cellular component: external side of plasma membrane; membrane. Gene Ontology annotation, molecular function: interleukin-2 binding; cytokine receptor activity. Gene Ontology annotation, biological process: cytokine-mediated signaling pathway; immunoglobulin mediated immune response.